GGUUGGUGUAUCCUAGGCACGGACAUAGCACCAGACUAAGUGAGGUCUGUCCCAGGCUGGUGUAUCCUAAGCACGGACAUAGCAGCGCUGAAAUCUGGCCUUCAGCGUCUAAAGCCCGGGUUCCACUGGGGGUAUGUAUGCUCCUACUAGACUAAGAAAACUCUUAAAGACGGGCCGGAGGCUCCACUGCUGCUAUGUUCCUACUAAGAAAGUCUGAAUCUUCUGGCCUCAAAGGUGGUCACAUUCAGGCUAGCUUAGUACAAACAUUGCACCAAUGAGCCUGACCCCAACAGCUUUGUGCAGCUGAGUCUGAGCCUGAGGAAAAAAACAUGUGUACCUUCUCAAUCUGUCCAAGAUAAAUUGUCUUCUAUGUUCCUCCUGAUCAUAUCCCUAAGAGAUCGGACUCCUCGUGGUAUCUCCUAAUUCUAUCCCCUCUGAAAUCCCCCCCUCCUGAUGGUAUUUUUAAGUUGAGACUCUUGAGAGUCUCUGGAAGAUCAAUCCCCCCAUUUUUUUGUCAAUAAUAACUUAACAAGUAUUAAUAAGUAAUAACAACACAGACUUGUAUUUAAGUCUGAACAAGCAGAUCUGAUUCAGUGUUUCUUUUUUAAGCCCCCGUGAGUAGGAGUUUUCGACUGCCAAAACGCUACUAGAUAACUUUGGAGUCUUGGAGUCUCCUCGAGAAGACAAGCCUUUGUGCGGAAUCUUACCAUUAUGUAUACACAAUUUGGGAGUUUCCAGAUUGGGAAUCUCUGCUUUCGGAGUUUCUGAUGUGGAAUUUCCAAUUUGGGAAACCACCAGCAACAGACUGAUCACAGUUCCUAUGAGUCCGAGGAGCCUCGCAAGAGUCUCGUACGUCUUAAGUCACUUAGAGAAGUACCGAAAGUCCCCCCAAGUCCCAGAAGUCCUAAGAGUCUGUAUGUAGUCUUGAGCCUUUGGUCAGACUCUCCAGUACUUAGUCUACCGGUAGGAGAUCAAGUGUGGGCCUUAAACCACCACUACCUGUGAGCCUCAGCGCCUCUCUUUGCCGAGGCGGAUAGGUUGAGCCUGCACGCCAAAGAGAAAUGAAUGAACCGCAAUGACGGCGGCGUUCUUUCUUUCAUUUUUUUGUUGUGGCUGGCGCCGCCAUCCACUUUGGUCCAGUAACACUUGUUCAUCUAAAGUCUUCCUAACGCUGCAUUAAAUUUAAAUUUUCGAUUUUCGAUUCUCGACUUUGCCUGGCCACUGGGGAAGGUCCUGGUGGUUCAAGUUCGGGACCAGGUCCUGCAGAAGAUGCUUUUCACGACUGGAAUGACCAGCACUACAUGCAAUCAUGGCCGUUGAAACUUGAAAGCCGUGACUGUGUGUAACGGGGGCCAUCACCGUCGAUACCGUCACUAAAAGUUUGGCUGUUGCAUUACGCGAAGAGAGCUUCUGGGGGCGAAAUGGGGCUUGAGUAGUGACAUCCUUGGUUGGAACUCGUACUAAGUUGUCGGACUCUCUCUCAAGGUGCUGAAAUUUAAGAUGAUUAGUCUCAAGGUGUAUACCUUUGGAGGGGGAUGACCACGAUGUUCUUAUGAAGUGUGGACUUAGUCUCAUGGAUGAAGUGUGGACUUAGUCUCAUGGAUGACGUGUCUCAUGGAUGAAGUGUGGACUUAGUCUCAUGGAUGAAGUGUGGACUUAGUCUCAUGGAUGACGUGUCUCAUGGAUGAAGUGUGGACUUAGUCUCCAUGUACUGUCUCAUGGAUGAAGUGUGGACUUAGUCUCAUGGAUGACGUGUGGACUUAGUCUCAUGGAUGAAGUGUGGACUUAGUCUCAUGGAGGUUGAGACACUUGGAACUCCUGGUCUCAUAGAUGUUGAGCUAGUACGGAGUCUCAUGGAUGUUGAGACGCUUGGGACUGUUGGUCUCAUGGAUGUUGGGACACUUGGGACUCUUGGUCUCAUGGAUGUUGAGACACUUGGGACUCCUGGGACUUCUUUGGCUCCAAACAAAGGCCUGCCAGUGGGCUUGCAACGAGGACCUGUCACCGAAUGAAACGGUCCUUGUUCUAUGACAUGCAGAAAUAGACUCUGACUCUCUGAGUUCACUCAUGAAUGAAUUCUUGCUCGCACCGCACUGAAAAGGGGCCCAGCUGGGUUGCAAUCUUAGUAUGAUUCUUUUUCCUUUUUUUCUUUUUUCCUUUUUUCCUUUUUUUUUUAGUAUGAAAUAUUGUAGAUUGGAUUCUGCUAUAAUAUUGUCUAGAGUCCCAUUUGAUGCUGAACUUCAUGGACUGCAUCUCAGUUCUUGUUUCCAAAGGGACGGGAGGGGCUAGUAUUGAAAAGAAAGGAGUCUCAGAAUUAAAUUUUACCAAUGCACAAAGAAAAGAGGAGAAUGAAUGAAACCUUACUCG
Messenger RNA from Chara braunii, 2367 nucleotides. The record is from the annotation of a GenBank genome assembly. NCBI's taxonomy places the organism in Eukaryota, Viridiplantae, Streptophyta, Charophyceae, Charales, Characeae.